This is a messenger RNA of Lathyrus sativus (Indian pea), 969 nucleotides long. Lineage: Eukaryota; Viridiplantae; Streptophyta; Magnoliopsida; Fabales; Fabaceae. The record is from the annotation of a GenBank genome assembly.
AUGCAACUAGUCAAAAGCAUUGCUUAUGCAAUGGCACAGUACUGGAUGCAUUGCCUUCCCCUACCCCAAUGCAUGAUCAAGAAGGUAGAUGCAAUUUUCCGAAGUUUCAUUUGGAUUGGAAAAGAUACUGGGAGCAGAAAAUGCCCGGUGGCCUGGAAAACUGCUUGCAGUCCAACUACUCAGGGUGGGAUGAACAUCUUAAACCUUCAUACCUGGAACAAUGUACUCCUCUUGAAAUGUCUGUGGAACCUUUGCAACAAAACCGACACACUGUGGGUCAAAUGGAUCCACAUGCACUACUUAAAAGGCAAUGAGGUGAUGACGUAUGUAACCAAAACACAUAACUCGUGGAUCAUAUGGGGCAUCUUGAAACAAAGAGAGUACAUGAACAAGGUCCGGCAUGAAUGGAACCAAGCUAUGACCGAACAAAAAUUUAAAUUCGUAGCCUUUUAUAAGAUACUAAUUGAUAAUGGCACAAGAGUACCUUCGAGAAAACUGAUCAGAUUCAACAAAGGACAACCGCGAGCAGUACAAUGCUUAUGGCAAGCUUGUCAUGGGAAUCUUGCAACCAAAGAAAUAUUGAAACAUUUCGGAAUGAUUGAAGACAACAUAUGCAAUUUGUGCAAAGCUGAAGAAGAAACGAUGAAUCACCUUUUUUCCCACUGUCCAAGAACAAGGCACAUAUGGAAGGAAAUCCUCGAGUGGUUUAACAUUCAACAUGAACCCCAACAAUGGGAGGCAGAACUAAUAUGGAUCACUGAUCUCACAAAGGGGAAGGGCUGGAAAGCUGGUAUUUUGAAGAUGCUAACAGUUGAAAGUGUCUACAGCAUUUGGAAAUAUAGAAAUAGUAUUAUUUUUGAAAACAUUGUAGAGAAUACAAACAUGGUUACAAAAAUCAUAGAUAAUGUGAUUUAUAGAGGAUGGCAAAACAGUAGGAUUAGAAAACACCUUAUUAGUUUUAUGAUGUAA